This is a messenger RNA of Cinara cedri, 441 nucleotides long. The record is from the annotation of a GenBank genome assembly. NCBI's taxonomy places the organism in Eukaryota, Metazoa, Arthropoda, Insecta, Hemiptera, Aphididae.
AUGACCGACUGGUUAAUAGAAUGGGAUAAGCAACUAGCAAAGGAAAAACGACAUAUCCUGUUGACUGUAGAUAAUUGUCCGGCUCGUCCUCCUGUUCAAACUGAAUUUAUAAAGUUGGUUUUUCUCCCUCCAAACACGACCUCUGUGUUACAACCUUUGGAUCAAGGUAUUAUUAAAGCAUUAAAAGUGAAAUUUCGGAAAAAACUAGUACUCAAAAUUAUUAAUCAAAAGGAACAGGGAAAAGAUAUUAAAAUUUCAGUAUUAGAUGCAAUUUUAAUGAUUUCCGAUGCAUGGAAUGAUAUUUCUACCACUACAAUAAGAAACUGUUUCCACCACGCUGGAUUCAAGGCUUCGGUAAACGACGAAACAGAAAUAGUAAAUGAAAAUAAUUUGGACACAGAGUGCUUUUCUGAAGAAAACAUACAUGUAUUAGUUUUAUGA